Messenger RNA from Entelurus aequoreus (snake pipefish), 2426 nucleotides. Its product is annotated as cytochrome c oxidase subunit 1-like. Gene Ontology annotation, biological process: mitochondrial electron transport, cytochrome c to oxygen; electron transport coupled proton transport. Lineage: Eukaryota; Metazoa; Chordata; Actinopteri; Syngnathiformes; Syngnathidae. The transcript has a single exon. Gene Ontology annotation, molecular function: heme binding; cytochrome-c oxidase activity. Gene Ontology annotation, cellular component: membrane. The record is from RefSeq and is a predicted model, not a curated record.
AUGGAGCUACAAUCCACCGCUUACUCAGCCACCUUACCUGUGAUAAUUUCUCGUUGAUUUUUCUCCACCAACCAUAAAGACAUUGGCACCCUUUAUUUAGUAUUUGGUGCUUGAGCUGGUAUAGUAGGUACUGCUCUUAGCCUCCUUAUUCGGACUGAACUCAGUCAACCAGGUGCUCUUCUUGGAGAUGACCAAAUCUACAACGUCACCGUGACUGCCCAUGCUUUCGUAAUAAUCUUUUUUAUAGUAAUACCAAUUAUAAUUGGGGGUUUUGGAAACUGACUUAUUCCUUUAAUAAUUGGUGCCCCUGAUAUAGCAUUUCCUCGUAUAAAUAAUAUAAGCUUCUGACUUUUACCCCCAGCUUUCCUUCUUUUACUUGCAUCCGCAGCUGUGGAAGCUGGAGCUGGUACAGGAUGAACAGUUUACCCCCCCUUAGCCGGCAACCUUGCCCAUGCCGGAGCUUCUGUUGACUUAACUAUUUUUUCUCUUCACCUGGCUGGUGUCUCAUCAAUUCUAGGGGCUAUCAACUUUAUUACCACUAUUAUUAAUAUGAAACCCCCUGCAAUUACACAAUACCAGACCCCUUUAUUUGUAUGAGCCGUUCUAAUUACAGCCGUACUUCUUUUAUUAUCCCUUCCUGUAUUAGCAGCUGGCAUUACCAUACUGCUCACUGACCGGAAUCUAAACACGACUUUCUUUGACCCCGCUGGAGGUGGAGACCCGAUCCUCUACCAACAUCUAUUCUGGUUCUUUGGUCACCCUGAAGUGUACAUUCUUAUCCUCCCCGGGUUCGGCCUUAUCUCACACAUUGUUGCCUAUUAUGCAGGUAAGAAAGAACCCUUUGGGUAUAUAGGAAUAGUUUGAGCAAUAUUAGCCAUCGGUCUUCUUGGAUUCAUUGUCUGAGCCCACCAUAUAUUCACAGUUGGGAUGGAUGUAGAUACCCGAGGUUAUUUUACUUCUGCUACAAUAAUUAUUGCUAUCCCCACAGGCGUGAAGGUGUUCAGCUGACUGGCCACUUUACAUGGCGGUUCAAUUAAAUGAGAGGCCCCUUUACUAUGAGCUCUUGGAUUUAUUUUCUUAUUCACUGUCGGAGGCUUAACAGGGAUCAUUUUAGCAAACUCUUCUUUAGAUAUCGUCCUCCACGACACAUACUAUGUAGUUGCUCACUUCCAUUAUGUCCUCUCCAUAGGGGCUGUAUUUGCAAUUAUAGGAGGUUUUGUGCACUGGUUUCCUCUAUUCACAGGCUACACCCUCCACGGAGGAUGAACUAAAGUACACUUCACAGUUAUAUUUACAGGUGUAAAUCUUACAUUUUUCCCACAACACUUCUUAGGCUUAGCUGGGAUACCACGUCGAUACUCAGACUACCCCGACGCCUACACCCUCUGAAACACAGUCUCCUCAAUUGGCUCACUAGUCUCACUUGUAGCAGUAAUUAUAUUCCUCUUUAUUAUCUGAGAAGCAUUUGCUGCUAAACGAGAAGUACAGUUUAUUCAACUCACAUCUACUAAUGUAGAAUGGCUGCACGGAUGCCCUCCCCCUUAUCACACAUUUGAAGAACCUGCUUUCGUCCGGGCUCUUCCACACAACGAGAAAGGAAGGAAUCGAACCUCCGUAAAAUAGUUUCAAGCCACUUACAUUACCACUAUGAUACUUUCUUAUAUAAGAUGUUAGUAAAAUAUUACACUACCUUGUCAAGGUAGAAUUGUGAGAUAAACCCUCGCACACCUUAGCAAUGGCCCACCCCUCCCAAAUAGGCUUCCAAGACGCAGUAUCCCCCGUAAUGGAGGAAAUACUCUACUUUCAUGACCAUGCUUUAAUAGUCGUCUUUUUAAUUAGUACAGUUGUGCUUUAUAUCAUUGUUUUAACGGUCUCAACUAAAUUAACCAAUAAACUUCUAAUUGACUCUCAGGAGAUUGAAGUUAUUUGAACAGUGCUCCCUGCAAUUAUCCUACUCUUAAUUGCAUUACCUUCUUUACGAAUUCUUUAUCUUAUAGAUGAGGUAUCUAGCCCUUAUCUUACAGUUAAAGCAUUAGGACAUCAGUGAUACUGAAGUUAUGAAUAUACUGAUUAUGAAAAUCUGACUUUCGACUCUUAUAUAAUCCCAACUCAAGACUUAACACCUGCUCAGUUCCGCCUUCUUGAAGCAGACCAUCGAAUAGUCGUACCAUUAGAAUCCCCGAUUCGAGUUUUAGUCACUGCAGAUGAUGUACUUCACUCAUGAACAGUCCCUUCCUUAGGUGUUAAAAUAGACGCUGUACCAGGCCGCCUAAACCAAACAACAUUUACCUCCCUUCGUCCCGGUGUGUUUUAUGGACAAUGCUCCGAAAUCUGCGGGGCUAACCAUAGCUUUAUACCUAUUGUUGUAGAGGCUGUGCCCUUAAAACAUUUUGAAAACUGAUCUUCUUUAAUACUACAGGACGCCU